AAGUGGACGCCAACUGUAGAGAUUGAGAUUUGCGCUCUUCUCCGGUCUCUCUGCUCCAGGCUCCUUUCGCUGGCGCCGAUGGCAUGAUGGGAGGUCAAGCAUGCAUCACUGGACGCGAGGGCAGGCGGAAUCAGAUGACGACGGACGUCAACAAGAUUGUGAGCAGCCUGGGAGGCUACAGGUCACAUAAUUCAACAUCUCCGACAACGUGGCAGUGUCCUCGCACCCUGAACCACAGGGCGUGCCGUUUCUUGAUCCACCCCGGUGGUGCCAAAUGCACCGUGACCAUCCAGCAGACCAGCGACUGGAGAAGGGCUUAG
Gaeumannomyces tritici R3-111a-1 is the source of this 320-nucleotide messenger RNA. RefSeq lists its product as hypothetical. The transcript has 3 exons. Lineage: Eukaryota; Fungi; Ascomycota; Sordariomycetes; Magnaporthales; Magnaporthaceae. The record is from RefSeq and is a predicted model, not a curated record. The coding region runs from base 84 to 320 and encodes 78 amino acids.